AUGGCCAAGAGCCCUCAUUUGCUUACUGAAGUAAACAAGUUCAGCCGCUUCGUGUGCCUGAACGUUUCUGACAAAGGUGUGUGUGUUGGAGCGGGAUGCAGUAUGUCUGUUCUGAAGAGUGUGUUGGAGAGAAGUAUAAAUGAUUUCCCACCGGAGAGCACGCACAUGUUUCGGGCUCUGCUGCAGCAGAUAAAACUUGUGGGUGGACAACAGAUCCGAAACGUGGCUACAUUGGGUGGCAAUAUUGCAAGCGCAUAUCCAAACUCUGACCUGACCCCCGUCUUAGCUGCUGGAAGAUGCACUCUAGUGGCACUUUCUAAAGAUGGACGAAGGAGGGUGUCUAUCGAUAAAUAUUUUUUCCUUGGAUUUGCAAAGACAAUUCUAAAACCAGACGAGAUAGUGUUGUCCGUUUUCAUACCAGCUACAAGACCGAACGAGAUUGUCCAUGCCUUCCGACAUGCCCCGCGUAAGGAGAGCGCACUAGCUACGGUGAAUGCUGGGAUGCGCGUUUGGUUCAACGCGAACUCAAAUGUAGUGAAGGAGAUCAGUAUUUAUUAUGGAGGAGUGGGAGCCACCAUCCUCAGUGCUGAACGCGCAUGCGAACAGAUUGUAGGAAGGCCUUGGGAGGAGGCGACGUUAAGUGAUGCGUACACUGUCCAUAAAAGCACUGAAAUCAUGAAUGUCUUGGAGGGUCAGUCGGCUCAAGAUCCGGUGGGCCGACCCAUGAUGCACCGGACAGCUCUGAGUCAAGCUACAGGAGAGGCCGUAUACUGUGAUGACCUACCGCAAACUGACAGUGAACUUUUCCUCGUGAUCGUGACAAGCUCCAGGCCACACGCCAAGAUCACUCAUAUUGACUUCAGUGAAGCUCUAAAGCUGCCCGGUGUGGUGGACGUGAUCACUGCUAAAGACAUACCAGGCAAAAGGUUCAGAACCUUCAUAGGAUAUGAUGAAGAACUGCUGGCUGAAGAUGAGGUGACUUGUGUUGGUCAGAUGGUUUGCGCUGUGGUUGCCGAUUCCAAACCACACACUAAACGUGGGGCAGCAGCGGUGAAGAUCAGCUAUGAAGAUCUGCAGGAUCGCAUCUUCACUGUGGAGGAGGCCAUCGAAAAAGAGUCUUUCUUCCUACCUAGGAGAAAGAUUGAGCGAGGAGAUGUGGAAAAGGGUUUGAGAGAGGCUGAACAAGUGUACGAAGGUAAGAUUGUGUAUCAUAUUGACUUUAGUGAAGCUCUAAAGCUGCCCGGUGUGGUGAACGUGAUCACUGCUAAAGACAUACCAGGCAAAAGGAUAAACGAGUCAGUAGCUGAGACGCUGGGAAUCCCGUCCAAUCGUGUUUCUUGUCACGUUAAGCGACUGGGCGGAGCCUUUGGAGGCAAGGUCACCAAAACCGCCAUUUUGGCCUCCAUCACUGCUGUUGCUGCAUGGAAGACUGGACGGCCAGUACGAUGUGUUUUGGAGAGAGGAGAGGACAUGUUAAUUACCGGAGGACGCCACCCGGUGUGGGGAAAAUAUAAGGUAGGCUUUAUGAAGAACGGGAGGAUAACAGCAGCUGAUUUCCAGUACUAUGCCAAUUCCAACACUGCAUUCCGAGGGUUCGGUGUGCCGCAGUGCAUGCUGGUCGUUGAGAGUAUGAUCGAUGAUGUUGCACUCAAACUCGGCCGUCUGCCUGAAGAGAUCAGGGAGAUAAACUUGUACAAGGAAGUGUCCCACACUCAUUACAAGAUGGAGUUUGACCCAGAGAAUCUUGUCCGCUGUUGGAACGAGUGUAUGGAAAAAGCUGACUUCAGGCAGCGCCGGCAGGCCAUCGAUCUUUUUAAUCAGCAGAACCAGUUCAAAAAGAGAGGAAUCGCCAUUGUGCCCAUCAAAUAUGGCAUUGGGUUUGCUGAGGGCUUCCUCAACCAGGCUGCCGCUCUCGUGCAUAUUUAUAAGGAUGGGUCUGUGCUAGUGAGCCACGGCGGGACGGAAAUGGGCCAAGGCGUACACACUAAAAUACAACAGGUGGCGAGUCGAGAGCUGAAUAUUCCUGCUUCUUUGAUCCACAUCUCUGAGACCAGCACACAAUGCGUCCCGAAUACCUGCCCAUCUGCUGCGUCCUUUGGUACCGACGCUAAUGGAAUGGCUGUGAAGGAUGCCUGUCAAAUACUGUACAACAGACUAGAACCAAUCAGAAAGAAGAAUCCUAAGGGAACAUGGCAGAACUGGAUAACAACAGCAUUUUUGGAGAAGAUCAGUCUGUCAGCCACAGGAUACUACAGAGGUCACGAUCUAGACAUGGACUGGGAGAAGCAGGAAGGCAAGCCGUACGCUUACUUUACGUAUGCGGUGGGCUGCAGUGAGGUUGAGCUGGACUGUUUGACUGGAGAGUACAGGACCUUGAGGACUGAUAUUGUUGUUGAUAUCGGCAGAAGUAUAAAUCCGUCCAUUGACAUUGGUCAGAUUGAGGGAGCAUUCAUGCAGGGUCUGGGUCUCUACACCAUGGAGGAGCUCAAGUUUUCUCCGUCUGGUGUUCUGUACACACGUGGACCAGGCCAGUACAAGAUCCCGUCCUUCUGUGAUGUCCCUCUGAAGUUUAACGUCUACCUUUUAGCCGGCUCAUCCAACCCUCACGCCAUCUAUUCAUCAAAGGGAAUCGGAGAGCCGACUGUUUUUCUGGGCAGUUCUGUAUUCUUCGCUAUUAAAGACGCUGUGACUGCAGCUCGAAAAGAUGCAGAUUUAACUGGCCCCUUCCAGCUGAACAGCCCUGCCACCCCAGAGCGGGCAUGUCUGGCCUGUGCCACACACUUCACAAAGAUGGUUGCACAAAGUGGAUCAACUUCUGGACCGGCUCAGCCGUAGGCUCUGAAAAUAUGAAAACAUUAUUCUGAUUUAAAGCUUUUGAGUUGCUCUUAUCAAAUCACACAACAUUUAUUAUAUUUAUGUAGACACAAGACCUGAUUUAACAUCCAAUUAUUAUCAGCUGUUUGCUGAACGAUAAGUAAUCUACUAAAAAACAAACUAAAGAAGCUCUGCAUGCAAUCAUGUAUCAAGAACAAUUUAUAGUUAUUCACGCUUAUUAUUAACACAUCUUAAUUUCAUCUCACAUAAAUCAGUUCACUUGACAUUUAGGCUUUGCUUUAACAGCUAUUAUAAUAAAUGUGAAUUAAUCUACAUCCUA
Messenger RNA from Sinocyclocheilus rhinocerous, 3154 nucleotides. RefSeq names its product aldehyde oxidase 6 (gene aox6). The transcript has 26 exons. NCBI's taxonomy places the organism in Eukaryota, Metazoa, Chordata, Actinopteri, Cypriniformes, Cyprinidae. Bases 1 to 2835 code for a protein of 944 amino acids. The record is from RefSeq and is a predicted model, not a curated record. Gene Ontology annotation, molecular function: iron ion binding; molybdopterin cofactor binding; oxidoreductase activity.